Molecule: messenger RNA, 2452 nt
Organism: Drosophila pseudoobscura
Lineage: Eukaryota; Metazoa; Arthropoda; Insecta; Diptera; Drosophilidae
Gene: ABCB7
Product: ATP binding cassette subfamily B member 7
Exons: 6
Coding region: 28-2262 (744 amino acids)
Biological process (GO): intracellular iron ion homeostasis; transmembrane transport
Cellular component (GO): mitochondrial inner membrane
Molecular function (GO): ATP binding; ABC-type transporter activity; ATP hydrolysis activity
Source: RefSeq, a predicted model, not a curated record
UGUAUAUUUUUGGUUGUCAAUAAAGUAAUGGCUGGACUUCUGCACCUGACGAAACUGUGCAGCAAAAACCUCCCCUCCUCCAGUUGCCGCGCGACAUGCUACGGACUUUUUAAAGGAGCCCGCCACGUGCCAGCGAGAGUGCUGUACUCGUCGCUGGCCAGUGCUGACGAUAAUGCCAAGCGGAAAAAGAUCACACCCUUUACCCCCACGCCCGGUAGCAAGCUCCUGGGGGGCGUGUUUGGCAAGAAGGCCAAAGGUGCAGCCCAAGAAGGAGCUCCGACAACGCUGCAACGGCAACGGCAACGACAACGACAACGACAACGGCAACCGCAACCAGUUCAACUACAACAAUCUCGACAAUGUCACGUUCAUAUAGGGGGCAGCAGCGAUGGCGGCUCUGGCCUGGGCAAGCUGGACGCACCGGAGGUUACCUCCAAGGAUAUGAUGCGAGCGAUGAUGGCCUACAUUUGGCCCAAGGAAGAUCCCCUGGUGCGCAAACGCGUGGGCAUAUCCCUGGGCCUGCUGGCUGGAUCCAAGCUGCUGACUGUGUGCGUACCUUUUAUGUUUAAGGGUGCUGUGGACACCAUGACCACUUUAAACAUGGACACUGCGCCAGAUGCGGUGCUAUCCACAGCCACAGCCUUGCUCUUGGGAUAUGGCAUUGCCAGAGCCAGUGCCGCCGGCUUUAAUGAGCUUCGCAAUGCAGUGUUCGCGAAGGUGGCCCACCAUUCCAUACGGAAGAUAGCCAGCAACGUGUUCCUUCACCUGCACAACCUGGAUCUGGCCUUCCAUCUGAACAAGCAGACGGGUGCCCUGUCUAAGACCAUCGAUCGGGGCUCGCGCGGCAUCAACUUUGUGCUCUCCGCCAUGGUCUUCAACAUUGUGCCUACGAUCUUCGAGCUGGCUCUGGUGUCUAGCAUUUUGGGGAUCAAGUGCGGCCUGGCCUUUGCCGGAGUGAGCAUGGGCUGUGUGGGCAUCUAUGCCCUCUACACACUGAGCGUGACCCAGUGGCGAACACGCUUCCGUGUCUACAUGAAUCAGGCGGAGAACGAGGCUGGCAACAAGGCGGUGGACUCGCUGAUCAACUACGAAACGGUCAAGUACUUCAACAACGAAAAGUACGAGGCUGGCUGCUACAACGAGGUGCUGAAGAAGUACGAAGCGGCCAGCUUAAAGACGAGCUCCAGUCUGGCGCUCCUCAACUUUGGCCAGAACGCGAUCUUCAGCAGCGCCCUCAGUUUGAUCAUGGUGCUGGCCGCCAAGGAGAUCGUCCAGGGCAACAUGACCGUGGGAGAUCUGGUGAUGGUCAAUGCCCUGCUGUUUCAGCUGUCGAUUCCUCUUGGCUUCCUGGGCAGUGUUUACCGGGAGGUGCGGCAGGCGCUACUCGACAUGCAGUCCAUGUUCACGCUGAUGAACGUGGACAGUCGCAUCCAGACGGCGCCCAAUGCCCAGCCUUUGUUCAUCGACAACAGCAACUCCUCGAUUGAGUUUCGCAACGUGAACUUCGAGUACGAGCCCGGCAAGCCGAUCUUUAGAGAUCUCUCCUUCACCAUACCCGCCGGCAAGAAUGUGGCUUUUGUGGGUGGCUCUGGUUCCGGCAAGUCGUCGAUGGUGCGCCUGCUAUUCCGUUUCUUUGAGCCCAAUUCCGGCAAGGUUCUGAUUGGCGGCCAGGACAUAAGCUCUGUUGAUUUGGAGAGCCUGCGAAAGACGAUUGCCGUCGUUCCCCAGGACUCAGUACUGUUCCACAACACCAUCGAGCACAACAUCCACUACGGCAACCUGACCAAGUCGCACGAGGAGGUGCAGAAUGCGGCUCGCAUGGCCGAUCUCCACGACUCCAUCAUGAGCUGGCCGGCCAAGUACAACACCCAGGUGGGGGAGCGGGGACUGAAGUUGUCCGGCGGCGAGAAGCAGCGCGUGGCCAUUGCUCGCGCCAUCCUCAAAAACACGCCCAUUCUGAUCUUCGACGAGGCCACCAGCAGUCUGGACUCCAUUACGGAGCAUAAUAUCCUUCAGGCCUUGAGCCGCGCUACCUCCGGUCGCACCAGCAUUUGCAUUGCCCACCGCCUGUCGACAGUGAAAGAUGCCGAUGAGAUCCUAGUCCUCGAGAACGGCGGCGUGGGCGAGCGUGGCACCCACUCCCAGUUGCUGAAGCAGAACGGGCUCUAUGCCCGCCUGUGGGAGACGCAGACGCAGCAGUUCGACCCCAGUCGGGACACCGAAGACGAGUCCGUGCCCAAGAAGGCACGGGGCGUGGCGUAGUGCAGAUAAAGCCACAACGAUGCUUGGACAAUAUGUGUGUACGUGUGUUUGUGCGUCUCAACUCCUUGAUUCGGCCCUUCCUAACCCUCUAAAUUCAUCGUUUAUUCUGCAUCUCUGGCUGAGAUGGUUCGUUAUUGUUAGGCUAAAAGUAAUAUUGUGACAUUUGUAAAUACAGUUGUAAUUAGGAGAA